UAGAUGAAAAUUUUAAUCCAAAAAUUUCUGAUUUUGGUCUUGCUAAGUUGUGCUCCAAGGAUCAAAGUGCAGUGUCCAUGACUGUAGCCAGGGGUACUAUGGGUUACAUUGCACCUGAAGUCUUCUCUAGGAACUUUGGAAAUGUUUCUUACAAAUCAGAUGUCUAUAGUUUUAGAAUUUUAUUGCUUGAAGUAGUUGGAGGAAGGAAAAAUGUUGAGAAUAAAGUAAAUAACACUAAUCAAGUUUACUUUCCAGAAUGGAUCUACAAUUUCUUGGAACAAAAAGAAGACUUACGAGUCCUCAUUGAGGAUGAUGAAGAUGCUAAAAUUGCAAAAAAACUUGCAAUUGUUGGACUUUGGUGCAUCCAAUGGCACCCAGCGAGUCGUCCUUCUAUGAAAGUUGUCACUCAAAUGUUGGAAGGAGGGAAUGAAUUAACUAUGCCUCCUAAUCCAUUUGGCUCGACAAAUCCCACAAGAAUGAAUCUAGACCAAAAGUUUGAUGUCAUCCCGGAACAAGAGUAAUGAUCAUUCAGGUUUCAAUCAUAUUGUACUCGAGGAUUAGAACUAUUAAUCUUUCCCCUUUUCCUUUCUUUUCUAUAACCUUAAAGUGAAAAUCUUUUUAGUUUUAGUCGCAGUACCACUACGUACGCACGUUUGAUGGUCAGGAUUUCUUGCAAAAGAAGAAUGUUCUAUAAAUUAAGUACACAUUAUGUACUUCUAGCAAAAAAUAUUACUAUUAUGGAUUU
This is a messenger RNA of Alnus glutinosa, 745 nucleotides long. Its product is annotated as rust resistance kinase Lr10-like. Gene Ontology annotation, biological process: protein phosphorylation. The record is from RefSeq and is a predicted model, not a curated record. Bases 78 to 521 code for a protein of 147 amino acids. Lineage: Eukaryota; Viridiplantae; Streptophyta; Magnoliopsida; Fagales; Betulaceae. The transcript has a single exon. Gene Ontology annotation, molecular function: ATP binding; protein kinase activity.